GGGCGGGGGCGGGGGCGCCUCAAGAUGGCUGCGUCCAGACAGCCGCUUUUCUGCCACGUGGAGUUCGGCGGGGCGGUGGCUGCCCGGGAGCCGCCGGAGGCCGCCCCCGAGGGGCUGGAGGCCGUGUUCCCCCGGGAGGUCGGGCUCUUCGCUGACGCCUUCCCCGAGGAGACCCGCUACGGCUUCUGCGGCCACGUGUUAACCAUCGCCCAGCACCACGGGGCCCGGCUCGGGGUGGCAGCGCCCGUCUGGGAGGCGUUAAGAGUCAGUGCAGGAGGAUCUGUCUCCCUUAUGCUUUUGUUUUCCUGUCCUGUCUAUCACCGGAUGGCCUCAUUCUCCACCUGUCCCUCUGCUCUUCUCAUCUCUGCGCCGAAGGCUCUAACUCUGUGUAAAUAUUUUGAGAAGCAGAAGCUCAACUUCUGGGGCAAGAAGGUGAUUGAGCUGGGCGCUGGGACAGGCAUCGUGGGCAUACUUGCCACUCUGCUUGGAGGAGAUGUAACCAUCACAGAUCUCCCUCUGGCUUUGGAGCAGAUACAGGAGAAUGUCCAUAGGAAUGUGCCUGCAGCGCAUUCGGCUCGGGCCAGAGUUUGUGCUCUGUCCUGGGGUCUGGACCACGAGGAGUUCCUGAGAGACUACGACUUCAUCCUGGGUGCAGACAUAGUUUACCUGAAAGACACGUACCCCUUACUAAUCAGGACCCUCCGGCACCUCUGUGGCCCUCAUUCAACCAUCUACCUGUCUUCCAAAAUGCGGCAGGAGCACAGCACGGCUAUGUUCUACGAGGCGCUGCUCCCGCUGCACUUCACUUCAGAACUGGCCUAUAGGGAUGAAAAUGAGAACAUUAACAUCUAUAGAGUCACCAGCAAGCAGAAUAGCUGAGGUUAGGGUGGACCUUUCUCCCUGGCUGGAAUGGUGUUGACUCUGCCUAGUUGAGAGUGCAGGGGGCCAGAUUCCUCCUUUCUGCCACCAAUAUGGACCCAAGAUGUCGUUAGCACCACCACCACCACCACAAACCACCUGGGGAGAGAAGCUGGGUUUUUAGCUUUUCCCCAGACCUGGGGACAGUUUCUUGCCAUCAGUGGAAGUUCUAAAGGCAAAGAUCUUUAAGAGGAUGGCUGUUUUAGACCCAUCCCUGGAACCCUGGCCUUCCAAGCCAAAAGGUCUUCUGCCACUGAAGCAGGCCAAGUGACUUGAAGCAACCACCAAGUGCAUUAAACUUCUCUUAAGAGACACCAUGGUGCCUUGUUCCUAUGAUUUGGCUAAAUAUAUUUUUUCAUAACUUUUCAUAUUUGAAUUAAAGGUGGAUUUCAUGUGUCACUCCUCGGGAAUUGUGGUGAAGGGGAAAAAAGAGUGAAACUGUAAAUGACUACAAACUAUUUUGUACACCGGCACCCUGUCUUGGGUAGGCUCUGGCCCCCUAGAUGGCAGUGCAGCUCUGCUUAUGUGCAGGCUGCAUACCUUCUCUCAAGAGGUAAUGAAGGCUCUCCCUUGGGUUUUAUUUAAGUAGAAAUGGAUGUGUGCAUGCCCAGCGUUGUAAAUGUUGCAGGUGCUAGAGGCUGCACUGCUGUGGGAACCACCCUUGGCCCCUGCCCCAGGCACAGCCACUUUCUGCGGAGGAGGGAGGGAGAGGCACUUCCUUGGCUUCUGAUCAGCGUGUCAGCAACCCAUGUGUACACCCUUCACUUUUACCCAGCAUAGGCUGUGACUAUACUGCUGGGUGCUUUCCAAGUGAUAAUACCUACCUUGUAACUACAUAGAAAUGUUCCCUUCCGAGAGAAAGCCUUGGGGCUCCAUUAAACAGGCAUGGCUGUAU
This is a messenger RNA of Mauremys reevesii (Reeves's turtle), 1813 nucleotides long. RefSeq names its product EEF1A lysine methyltransferase 3 (gene EEF1AKMT3). The coding region runs from base 25 to 879 and encodes 284 amino acids. The transcript is spliced from 3 exons. Lineage: Eukaryota; Metazoa; Chordata; Testudines; Geoemydidae. Gene Ontology annotation, biological process: peptidyl-lysine methylation. Gene Ontology annotation, molecular function: protein-lysine N-methyltransferase activity. The record is from RefSeq and is a predicted model, not a curated record. Gene Ontology annotation, cellular component: cytosol; cytoplasm.